AUGGCUGAGCUGAACGAUUUCCUUGCGGAACUUCCAUCUGAAUCAGCCGUGAAGAAGGCUGCAACUGAGAGUAGAUUUGAAUCAGAUGACGACGAUGAUAGCGAAGUCGAUGAGAGUGGUGUUAAUGAACGUAUGGACGAUGGAGAGGGGGUUUGUGAAGAUAAGGAGAAGCCAGGUGAGGCAUCCCAAAUGUCUCCUUCGAGAAGAGAACGAGUCCCGCGAACCAUCACUGAUGAUGACGGUUGGACGACAAUAUUACCGAGGAAGUAA
Anisakis simplex (herring worm) is the source of this 270-nucleotide messenger RNA. NCBI's taxonomy places the organism in Eukaryota, Metazoa, Nematoda, Chromadorea, Rhabditida, Anisakidae. The record is from the annotation of a GenBank genome assembly.